AUGGCUCGAUCACUUAUAUCAUCAUUAUCAAAAUUAAUAAAUAUUAUAAGAGUACAACAACAUUCAUUUUCAUUAACAUUUCCUCGGUAUGAUUCAAGUGUUUUGUCCAACAUUAAUGAUACUAAAAAAUAUGAUGUUAAAACGAGAUUUUUAGCAUUAUUAAUUACAAUGAGAGACAAUAUAUUAUUACCAAAAGAUACCAACAAAGUAAAAAAUUAUUUCAAUCAAUUAAUUCAUUCAUUAGAAUAUGUUCCAUCACAAAAUUUCGAAUCUAAAAAAAAUAUCGAUUUCGUACAUCUCAAUGAAAAUAUGAAUGCAAAUAUCGUUCUUGAGAAUUUACAUAACAUUAUUGAUGGUCUUCCAAUCAGAAAAGAUGAUAAACUGAAACUUAAUACAAUUGUUAAUAAUUUAAAGUUAUUAUUUUCACAUUGGGAAGAUGUAAUUAUUAAAUUAGAAUUAUCUGUUACACAUCUAGAAAAAUCAAAUCUCGAAUUAACAUCAUCAAAUUCUGAUUUAAAAUCAUCUGUUUCAGCUUUAGAAAAAUCAAAUAUUGAAUUAACAUCAUCACAUAUUGAUUUAAAAUCAUCAAAUUCUGAUUUAAAAUCAUCUGUUUCAGCUUUAGAAAAAUCAAAUCUUGAAUUAACAUCAUCAAAUUCUGAUUUAAAAUCAUCUGUUUCAGCUUUAGAAAAAUCAAAUAUUGUUUUAAAAUCAUCUGUUUCAGCUUUAGAAAAAUCAAAUAUUGAUUUAAAAUCAUCUGUUUCAGCUGUAGAAAAAUCAUAUCUCGAAUUAAUGUCAUACAAAUACAUGUCCUGUGUUAGUGAAUUAAUGAGAUGUACUGUUCGAUCGAUUAAAAAAGAAUUUAGAGAAAAAUUGAAAAUAGAAUAUAUAUCAGAAAAUUUUGAUACAACAACAUUUGACAGUUUACUUGAUGAUCCUGAACAUAAAGAAAUUAAAGAAAUUCUUAGUUUACAUGAUAAACAAAUUGAUUUAAUGUUAUCAAUAUUUGAUAAAGUAUGUUCAAAAUAUGGAUUUGGAAAUAAACAUCAAUUAGUUCGUUAUUUAUCUAUGGUAUCAGUACGAAAUGAACGAGAACAUGAUAUGAUAGAUGCUUAUAUUAAAUCAACACCUCGUGCUGAACACUCAUUUGAAAUGUAUUGUAAAAAACAAAAUAUUAUUCAAUAUUAUAAUGAAAAAGAUCAUGUUCUACUUGAAAACUUAUUCACAAUAUAUGCAACAGAACUGAUUAAAAAAUUACAGAAAGAAAAGUAA
Molecule: messenger RNA, 1269 nt
Organism: Rotaria sp. Silwood1
Lineage: Eukaryota; Metazoa; Rotifera; Eurotatoria; Philodinida; Philodinidae
Source: the annotation of a GenBank genome assembly